Messenger RNA from Rotaria sordida, 267 nucleotides. Lineage: Eukaryota; Metazoa; Rotifera; Eurotatoria; Philodinida; Philodinidae. The record is from the annotation of a GenBank genome assembly.
AUGUAUAACAUUGUUUUUAAUGGCUUUGGAAAUGUUUAUGUUCAAUGCGUAGAUAACGCUGAUGAAUCUAUGUAUAUAGGUAAUUUAACAAAUAAUCAAACAACAACACUAUUGGGUUUUUCGUUAUUAUUACUUUUCCCAUCAACAUAUGAUGAUAGUCCAUUACUUGAUUUAUUAUUCAAUACAACUAUUAAACAAAAAUAUGAAGAUAAACAUUCACAUGUACAUGAACAAAUUAAUACUAUACCAAAUUUGGAAACAUUUUAA